Lytechinus pictus (painted urchin) is the source of this 909-nucleotide messenger RNA. RefSeq lists its product as uncharacterized. Gene Ontology annotation, biological process: lipid metabolic process. The coding region runs from base 1 to 909 and encodes 302 amino acids. Lineage: Eukaryota; Metazoa; Echinodermata; Echinoidea; Temnopleuroida; Toxopneustidae. The transcript is spliced from 5 exons. The record is from RefSeq and is a predicted model, not a curated record.
AUGGGAGCUGCCGAAUCGCAUCUAGCUCAACUUCAACAACGUCGGGAAAACCGUCGCACCAGCCAUUGCUGCUUUGAAGAUGCCGAGUGCCGACUUCGAAAACCAUGCAGCAAGUUACCUGACGUCAUCGACUACGGUGAGGAUGCAUUAGACCGUCAGCCGAGGUCGUCGUCGAUUUCGCCCAACAUGAUGGGGAGUGCGUUCAAUUUCCUGUCCGAUGUUGACUUCCCGUAUGAGAACGUUGUGUUUGAGGGUGGCGGCAGUCAGGGGACUGCUUAUAUUGGGGCUAUUGUAGAGCUGGAGCGUCUAGGGCAUCUUGAAAUGUUGCGUCGAUUCGGAGGGGCUAGCGUGGGCUCCAUCACUGCUGCUAUGCUUGCAUUAGGGUAUACCUCAGAAAAGUUCCUUGAUGUCAUGAAAUAUGGACCAUUCUUCAACGAUGCACUAGAUGCUCGAUGUGGCCCGUGUAGCAUGGUGCCGAACGUCCUACGCAAUCUCGGAUGGCACCCUGGUCGGUCCUUCUACCGCUGGAUAGGGGAAGUGGUGGAGGAGAAAUUGGGUAGCCCAAAUGCUACCUUUCGGGACCUCUACGAGGCGACAGGCAAGGAGCUUUGCGUGGUGGUCACCAAUCUUAGUCUGAAGAUGGAGGAGUAUUGCCACGUGAAGACCACGCCCCUUUUGCCGAUCAGAGCCGCCGUCAGGAUGUCCAUGGCCAUUCCAGGUGUUUUCUUCCCAUUUCAAUGGAAAUACAUUGAUCGUACUGAUCUGUAUGUAGAUGGAGGUGUACUCUGUAACUACCCAGUUCAUUGCUUUGAUGCCAGCUGGAGACAUGAUGGUCAUGAUAGUACAGUCCCGCCGCGAGCUCAGGCAGGCAAAUGGCAUGGCAUGGCAUGGCAUGCUGGUAUCGUAUGA